GGCGGCGGCCCGGGGCGGGGCCGGGAGGCGGAGCUCGGCCUGCGGCCCCUCGGAGCCCCGACUCGCGGUGGCCGGGCGGCCGGGGAGGCGGCGGCGGCGGCGGCGACAGAGUGGCCAUGGCCUCAGAGGAUGACUACCGUCACAGUUCAAAUUCCACCUACAGACCUGCAAGCAGCUCUCUCCGAGCUGACCAGGAAGCACUGCUCGAGAAGCUGCUGGACCGCCCACCACCCAGCCUGCAGAGACCCAAGGACCGCUUCAAUGGUGCCUACAUCAUCUUCUUCAGCUUGGGCAUUGGCGGCCUUCUGCCAUGGAACUUCUUUAUCACUGCCAAGGAGUACUGGGUAUUCAAAUUCAGCAACUGCUCCAACCCAGCCGCAAGGGAGGAACCCACAAGUUCAGACAUCCUGAACUACUUUGAGAGCUACCUGACUGUUGCCUCCACCGUCUCCUCCGUGCUGUGCCUCAUGGCGAACUUCCUGCUCGUCAACAGGGUUCCGAUUCAUGUCCGAGUGCUGGCUUCGCUGACCAUCAUGCUGGCCAUCUUCUUGGUGAUGACCGUGCUGGUGAAGGUGGACACCUCCUCCUGGGCCUACGGCUUCUUUGCUGUCACCAUUGUCUGCAUGGCGAUCCUCAGUGGCACCUCCACCAUCUUCAGUAGCAGUGUCUUUGGCAUGACUGGCUCCUUCCCCAUGAGGAAUGCCCAGGCGCUGAUAUCAGGAGGAGCCAUGGGGGGCACCAUCAGUGCCGUGGCCCUGCUGGUGGACCUGGCGGCGUCCAGCGACGUGACGGACAGCACCCUGGCCUUCUUCCUGACCGCAGACGUCUUCCUCGGGCUCUGCGUCGGGCUCUACCUGCUGCUGCCACGGCUGGAGUACGCCAGGUUCUACCUGAGGCCUGUUUGGCCGGCCCACGUGUUUUCUGGGGAGGAGCAGCCGCCACAGGACUCCCCCAGUGCCCCUCUGGCAGCCCCUGGAUCCAGCGAGUCCUCGACCCCACCCCUCUGGCCCAUCCUGAAGAGGACAGCCGGCCUGGGCUUCUGCAUCCUCUACCUCUUCUUCAUCACCAGCCUUGUCUUCCCCGCCAUCUCCACCAACAUCGAGUCUGUCGACAAGGGCUCGGGCUCACUGUGGACCACCAAGUUCUUCAUCCCCCUCACCACCUUCCUCCUGUUCAACUUUGCUGACCUGUGUGGCCGGCAGGUCACAGCCUGGAUUCAGGUGCCGGGGCCCAGGAGUAAGGUCCUUCCCGGCCUUGUGCUCCUCCGGACCUGUCUCCUCCCCCUCUUCAUAUUCUGCAACUACCAGCCCCGCAUCCACCUGCACACGGUGGUCUUCCAGUCCGACCUCUACCCGGUGCUUUUCACCUCAUUGCUGGGACUUAGCAAUGGCUACCUCAGCACCCUGGCUCUUAUGUAUGGGCCGAAGAUCGUGCCCCGGGAGCUGGCCGAGGCCACGGGGGUGGUGAUGUCCUUCUAUGUGUGCUUGGGCUUGGUACUUGGCUCGGCCUGCUCCGCCCUGCUCGUGCACCUCAUCUAGGACGGGGUGAUGGCAAGGACUUCAGCGCUGUGCAACAGACGCUGAAGAGCGUUGGUGAGACGGGAAGCAAGGGCCGGGAGGGCCAGGCAGCGCGCCAGAAGAGCUGCCGCUGAGCUCAGUGCAGGGCAGAGCUGGGGAGCUGGCAGCCAUGCCGGGCACAUGUUCCAGACACUUUACAGAACUCUCUGAGACCUUUGAAGGAGAUCGAAAGACAUCCAAAUGGGGCACAGUCGCACGGUGGACAGUGGGCAUGCUGAUCACUUUUCUCGCUGCUGGUUACAUUCCACCUUAUUUUAUAGCUUCUUCUGAACUUUGUCGCCAGUGUGGACUCGGAGCUGGUAGGAGGCUGGUGCCAAAACCCGACCACAGGCCCUUUGUCUCUCCCAGCCUUUCCCCCUCCGGCGGACAGCAAGAUGUGAUAAUUCCCAGCCCUCCCUGUCCAAGGAGGUUCCCCUGGAAUGGAAAUCCCCUGGAGGGGCACCUGAUGGGGGGGUCAGUUGGUUAAGUGUCAGACUCUUGAUUUCAGCUCAGGUCUUGAUCUCAGGGUCAUGAGUUCAGGCCCCGCAUUGGGCUUUGCACUGGGCAUGGAGCCUUCUUAAAAAGAAAAAAAAAAAAAAGGAAAUCCUCUGGAAUGGCCAGAUCUUAGGCCUAAAACCCAAGGCUGUGUGGAUCUCCGCUCUGUCGGUGAGAGAGUACCCGCCAACCAGACAGGGGACCCCAGAAAGACAGGAAUCUAGGAAUCCUUCACUCCUUAAACUUGGGCUCCAGAAACCUCCCCUAUUCUAGAGACUGAGGGUGUCAGGCCUGGGUUUUCAAACAGGGAUCCUUCAAGUGGUCCAUGGCUUGUGUCGGGGUAGGGUCUUUUAAUGUCCCAUGUUUAUGAUAUGUCAGGCACAUUGGUUCAAGGGUGUAAUGAAUACGGGACAUUUAAUGAAAGCCUAGUUGGUGGCUGUAUUAGGGUCUUGGUAGGAAACAGCAUAGUCAAAUUGGAUAAUAUGAGGAUCUUUGAAGGGUGGGUAUAGGAAUCCUAAAGAGUUAGGCUUUAUAUCUCAGAAUGAGUAAGGCCAUUCUCCCCGUAGCCAGGGCGAGGGGCAGGGGGCAUAACCAGCCUGCUGAGACCCAUGGGAGGAUAUUCCCUUCAUCCUUCCCUCUCUCCCACCUCCUGGAAGCCUCUGUUGGCUGAACCACAGCCAAGGAGCAGACAGAGAGGUGGAGGCCAGACUGACACCCGAAAGGGAUGAUCAGACUCUCGCUCUCGUGGAUUUUUUCUCACUCACAGCAGCACGGCUCUGCAGCUUCGGCCAGCGGUACCGGGUGUGGCUUUGUUCUGGUCUGUCCUGGAGAGCCGUGUAUUCUGUGGUUUCAAAAGGCGACCCUCAGGUUGUGUGGCCACCACAGUUGUCUGACAUGAGUAGUAAUUUACGCUUCUUCGGGUUCCUUGAAGGCUUCUGCAGGGCUGUUCCUUGGGGGAGCAGGCAGGCUUGGGAAUCAGAGAGAAGGGAACUGGAUCAGACCAGGAGUUCUCUCUUGAAAGUUGUGCAGAACGGAGCUUGCCCCCACGAAGCAGCAACUCCGAGAGCCGUAAAUCAAGCCUCCCCUUCUCUGAAGAGCUCGGGCACCCCAGUGUCCUGCAGACAGCCGAUUAGACUGGGAAGCAGCCAGUAAUCCACCCGGUGGGAGCAGCUUAUGUUCCCCACCGUCUCAGGCUAGUACACACUCCCACUCUUCAGCCAGAGAAUUAGAAAAGACACCCUCGAAAGGUUUUCUGAGACUUGAUAUCUAGGGGAAAAAAUUUUUUUUUUAACUAAAAAUAAAUCUCCCAUCUCCCCCUCCCCUUGCGGGAGCCCGAAAUCUC
Molecule: messenger RNA, 3393 nt
Organism: Nyctereutes procyonoides (raccoon dog)
Lineage: Eukaryota; Metazoa; Chordata; Mammalia; Carnivora; Canidae
Gene: SLC29A3
Product: solute carrier family 29 member 3
Exons: 6
Coding region: 117-1538 (473 amino acids)
Biological process (GO): nucleoside transmembrane transport
Cellular component (GO): plasma membrane; Golgi apparatus
Molecular function (GO): nucleoside transmembrane transporter activity
Source: RefSeq, a predicted model, not a curated record